AUGGGAGUUCGCGGAGUGCUCACUCUGUUGUUCUGCAUGUGCGGGACAGGGCUAAUUAGCGAAAGGGUUGACGGGGUGUUUGCAAGGGAGAAGGCGAAAUUGUUGAAGCUAGGCACGUCGGAAAGGGGGGCCGACUCUCCAUUACGUAUUAGAAGAGCGAAAGAAGGAUUCAUCAGAUGUACUGUUCGAUGGAAGAAGAGGAAGAAUUUGCACCACAGGGUGGACUUCACCCGGGAAAAUAACCCUACUAGCCAGAGGGAGAUGUCCCUUUUUUUUAGUGAAUACCCAGAGGGGGGUUCCUCAUCAUACCUGUGGGUCAGCAAUCAUUCGGAGAUGAUUCCGAGGUGGACCCAAAAGAGAAGUGAAAUGAGCAUCACGGGUAGAGUGUAUCGAAGUAGGGGUAUGGGUUUGACUCGAGAAAUGAGAGGACACAGAUGUAUAUUUUUCAGACUAGGAGCCAAAAUGCCAGUGAUCACAGUGGAUAGGAAGCUCUUCCCGAAGGAGUAUAGUACAGAUUAUGAGGAUAUCCUGCGCAAGUUCAACGUAACAUACAUCAAUUACAAAACGAGGUUGAGAAGUAAAAAAGAAAUAGACAUACGGGCCAUAGAUGAUUUGUAUGGACAAAUAUAUAAUCGCGAUGUCUUGAAGAAACAGUUUUACUUUUUCCUUUACCACGAUGACAUAAAUACAUGUCACCGAGUGUUAAAUGAAAACAGAAACGUUCUAACGAGGGAGGAGUCAUUUCAAAUGCUAAAUAGCUUUCCUUAUAUCUUUUUCAAUCACCUGAAUUAUGUUUACCCCACGGAGGAUAAUGUGGACUUCAUACUCUCCAAGCUUCUGAAAACCUAUAUAUUUCAAUAUUCCAAUGACAAGAACAUAGAUUUUUUGAAUUUUAAAUAUAAAUAUAAUGAGUUAGAUGAGUACUGUCAGGCAUUGGAACGGGAUUUCCUCGCCGCGCAACCCGUGGGGGAAGAAAACAACAUGGCAGAUGAUAGUAGCGAUGUUAGGCAGGAGGAAGGAAUCUAUGAUGACGGGCGAGACACGAAUUAUGAGCGGAAAUACAGACACAUGUCAUACGACUACAAAAUUAUUGAGUCGACCACCAAGUACAAGGACCUGAUACAGAGAUUUGAUAAAUACCCAAUGAACAUAAAAUUGCAAAAGGUACAAAUGCUAUACACGAAAAUAAUUAGCAUGAAGGCAAACAAACUAUUCGAGGCAUUUAGAAAACACGAAAGCGUGAAGAGGAACGAAGAGAGGAAAAUUUACAGGAAUGCAAAAAUGACAUUAGAUCCAGAGAAACUUACCCCUUGUCUAAAUGAACCAAUAAAAUAUGACCCCAAGGAAAAAAAAAGAGUGAACGAACUGUUUCACAAGUAUGUAAAGGAGAAGGAUCUUACGAAAGCUGCUCUCAUCAUAAGGAAGCACACGAACCUUAUUGACACCAAGGAGAAGAAGAGCCAAGAAAUAAUGAAAGAGUUUCUACGCCUACAUGAAUACAUAUAUAAAUGCAAGAAAUACAGUGAAAAGGAAUUGGCACACUUAAGAAUGAUUUAUUAUUCCACUGUACAGAAGCCCAGGGUCAUCCGCAAAAUAUGUGAAGUAGGCAUGUGGGAACAGGGAGAAAACGCUACUCAUAAGGAAGUGUACGAAAAGCAACUAAAUGAGUAUUUACGAAAGAGGGAGGCUCAACGUGAUGAAAUAAUGAAGAAGAAAAAUAUCGAUAUGGAAGAAAUACGAGACUUCAGUUCGGCGUAUCCUAUGGAAUGGUUGCCAGUCCUGUACAAAGAUAUGUUUGAACAAAUCGAACGGGAAAAAAAUUUAAAAGGUUCCGAACGGAAAGGUGUCCUUAGCAAGAAGAGUGACUCCAUCAAGAGAUUGUUCUCCCCCGGGGGGGGCGAUAAGGCUUCUCACGAUACCUCUCCUGGAAUGUCACCACAGGAAAGGUCGAGAAGCAAAGACUCCGCUCACGACCUUCUGAAUGUAAAGAACGAACUCAAAUUUGGCCGCAAUGUCCUAAAUUACAAGAAGAAGAUUUUAGGAAAGAACAGGCGCAAGAGGGAGGAGGCCUCAAAAGGUGGCGAACCCGGAGGAGGGAAGUCGUCUGCCAAGGGGAGCAAGGAUUCCACCGAGGAGGAUUCCUAA
Messenger RNA from Plasmodium knowlesi strain H, 2145 nucleotides. Its product is annotated as conserved protein, unknown function. Lineage: Eukaryota; Apicomplexa; Aconoidasida; Haemosporida; Plasmodiidae. The transcript has a single exon. Bases 1 to 2145 code for a protein of 714 amino acids. The record is from RefSeq and is a predicted model, not a curated record.